CUUAUCAAUGGUCACUCUAACACCGCCUCAGUUCUCAGCGGACAUCGUUUCGCGACUGAAUGAGUUCAAUUGAUAAUUGAAACAGAUCCCCCUCCCUAAAAAUCUACAGACAGCUAUUCACAUUCUAACAACUUUAGUUUCGCUUUUCGUGGUUGCGUUCGUCGUCGCGUGCACUACAGUAGACAUGAUAGACGACCCUUAGAGUCAAAUCAAAAGCUCCUUUACGAGCUAUGGAUCGACAUGUUAUAGUAAACGAAUUUUUUUCACGGGUGCUUGGAAUCGAUUGACGGUGUUGUGAGAGUUUUAUUUACCAGCUCAGGGAUCGGUGUACCCACUAGAAAUGUUGUUGUUAAUCCAUGCAGCUUUGAUACAGCGACUGGGAGUUUUCCUGGUGCUUUUUUCAGCGAUUUCUUUCGGCGAUUGUUAUAAACCGGUCUUCUUGGUCCAUGGGAUUCUAUCAUCGAACCGUUCAAUGGAGGCUCUGGCAAGAAGGAUAGAGGAGAAGCAUCCUGGUACCAAAACGUACGUUUCCGAUAGAUUCCUGAAAUGGUCUAGCUUAGAGCCCAUUUGGCGGCAAAUUUCACGAGUAGGAGAGGAUUUCAAAAAUAUAUCGGACUCUCACCCAGAUGGAUUUCACGUAAUAGGUUACUCACAAGGUGGUUUAAUAGCCAGGGGACUUCUAGAAUUGUUCCCCAAACAUAAUGUUCAUACUUUCGUCUCGUUGAGCUCUCCUCAAGCUGGCCAGUAUGGAGAUUCAUUUUUGCACCUUAUUUUUCCAAACCUGGUCUGUGCAACUGCUUACGAGCUGUUCUACUCGAAAAUUGGUCAAACGAUCUCAGUUGGAAAUUAUUGGAAUGACCCAUACCAUCAAAAGUUAUUCUUCAAGUACAGUUCUUUCCUGCCGUUCUUGAACAAUAUGAUUAAAAGUGAUUUUAGCGAUCAGUUCAAAGAAGGAAUCUCUAAGUUAAAGAACAUGGUUCUGAUAGGCGGGCCUGAUGAUGGGGUGAUAACUCCAUGGCAGUCAAGUCAUUUUGGUUACUUCAAUGAAGAUGGAGCGAUAAUAAAUUUCAAAGAUCGAACAGUGUACAUAAAUGACACCAUGGGACUACAAACUCUCGAUUCUCAGAACAAGCUACAGAUUAUAACGCUCAGCAAUGUCUCCCAUUUCAAUUGGCACAGAAAUCAUACAGUGACAGAUGAUUUUAUUCUUCCUUGGCUGGAUUAAAAAUGACGACAAUACUGUUACCUCCUUGCAAAAUUUUGAAAAGUACCAAGUGAUGAUUAGAUUUUUCAUCAAUGAAACAGCAAUAAAGAAAGAAAAAAAUCAAAGAUUUGAAAAAGUGAUUACGGAUUUUGGAUCUUAUGGAAUAAGAGGUGUUUUAACGAAAAAAUACUUUUAUGCAGAAAUAAUUUUAUAAUAAUAUCUCUCUCGGAGAGGAAAACCAUUGGAAAAAGUAACAAGUGUUUACAUUUUUACACAAAAUUUAUACAUAAAUUAGAAAAAUAAA
Messenger RNA from Bemisia tabaci, 1508 nucleotides. RefSeq names its product palmitoyl-protein thioesterase 2 (gene Ppt2). Gene Ontology annotation, molecular function: thiolester hydrolase activity. Gene Ontology annotation, cellular component: lysosome. Lineage: Eukaryota; Metazoa; Arthropoda; Insecta; Hemiptera; Aleyrodidae. The record is from RefSeq and is a predicted model, not a curated record.